Pectinophora gossypiella (pink bollworm) is the source of this 2615-nucleotide messenger RNA. Its product is annotated as zinc finger protein 135-like. The transcript is spliced from 14 exons. The record is from RefSeq and is a predicted model, not a curated record. Gene Ontology annotation, molecular function: DNA-binding transcription factor activity, RNA polymerase II-specific; zinc ion binding; RNA polymerase II transcription regulatory region sequence-specific DNA binding. Gene Ontology annotation, biological process: regulation of transcription by RNA polymerase II. Bases 468 to 2591 code for a protein of 707 amino acids. NCBI's taxonomy places the organism in Eukaryota, Metazoa, Arthropoda, Insecta, Lepidoptera, Gelechiidae. Gene Ontology annotation, cellular component: chromosome; nucleus.
GCAGCCCUGUUCCAGAUUGACAUUUCUUGUUUCUUCCAUUGAGCGAUAAAUAAACAGCAAUUUUUGUUAUUUUGGCAUGGAUCCCAAGCCACAGUGGCAUAACAGGAAAUGAAAUCGCUGACCAAUGCGCCAAGGAGGCUAUCCGCACGGGCAGAGAGGUGUAUAACAAAGAAUUUUCUAGAGAUAUUCGUUGUCUUGCUAAACCACAUUUACAUAAAUCAUGGACGGAAAGGUGGAACAAUUCUAGGCUCAUAAAGGGUUCAAUCUUCACCAUUGGACUAUCCACCGAUUAUUUUAACCUAACCGAUCAAAAUUAUAUUUUAAUGUUAAGUAUUUUCUCUUGAACCUUGACGUUGGCAGAAUCAUCGUUUCUGAACGAUGCAGCCACAAACAAAGAAAAUAGAAACAGCAAUUUUCUGAUCAAUUUUUACAUUACAUAAAUAUUGUUGUAUGAAAUUGAGUUCGAAAUGGGAUGCUGUUGCUGUGUGAAGGGUUGUGGAAACAAAAACGACAUUCUGAAGAAAGAUCCUAACUCAACAGUGUCGUUUCAUAAGUUCCCCACAAACCCAGAGUUAAAAAAGAAAUGGCUGCAAGCUAUUGGGCGCCCCAAUUGGAAGCCACCCAAUCACGCCCGCAUCUGCAGUGCACAUUUCAGCGCUGAUCAGUUGAACUAUGACAAUGUAAGAGUCAGGAUACAGGGGCAAGCCUGCCCUGUACUUUGUUUGCCGCCAAACUCUAACUUCGAAGCAAAUAAUCUGGAAGUGUGCAGAAUCUGCUUGGCCGUUGAUGUCAAGUUGCACAGCCUACAGACUGGGACCCUAGCCACUUGUAUUGUUAUACAUUCUUUAUACUUAUCCACAAUCAAUGAAAGCAACACAGAAAGUCUACCAGAAUUCGUCUGCUAUGAAUGUGCUGCUCUUCUAAUUAAAAGCUACAGUUUGGUAGAAAAGAGUAUGACGGCACAAGCUACUUUACUUGAUAUUUUCGCGCGCCACGGACAGGUAACUAAAAGUCUAAUAAACAAUAUAAAUAGAGAUAAUUUGAACUUAACAUCUGUUUUACAAGCGUACAAUAAAACACCAACAAAGACGUUCCAUUAUGAUGAGGAAGAAAAUGUAUUAAACAUUAUCAAAGAUGAACACAAUAUUAUUAAAGAAGAAAAGAUAAAGAAGGAAACAUUUAAAAAUACAGAAUUCGAAGAAAAUGCCGAAAGUGAUGAUGGAAAAGACAGUGAUAUAAAUAAUAUACCCGAAGUUGAUAAUACACGUUCAGAUGAUGAAGACGUUGAGAUGCUUUGCGAUGAUGAUGGUGAUAUGGAUGAAGAACUUCAUAGUGAUCACGAUUCAGAUUCAGACAAUUCAUUAGUAAUUCAACUUAAAGAUAAGCCAGUGGAAAAUGUAGAACGAAAAGGAAGUAAGAAGAACAUUUCUGUUGAAGAUGUUAAAACUACAAAGAACUGUGAAAAGAAAAGGACAGAUGCAUUGAAACCAGGUCGACACAAGAUACUGGCUUAUUUCAAUAUAGUCCAAUUAUCAAUGCAAGAACAGAUUGAGGAGUGGCAGAAAUGGGUAAAGAAACGCGGAAGCGGUGAAAACUACGUUUACCGAUGUGAGAAGUGCUCGAAAAUGUUUGCGCAUCAGAACACUUACCGGCGACAUUUGAUUGGACACGAUCCUAGUCAUGGACCUGGUGAGUGUCCUGUGUGCAAGCUACGAUUCAAAACGGAUGGGCUGGCCCGCUCGCACGCGAAGUACGCACACGAAAAGAAAUUAUACUGCAAAUCCUGCCCCAAAGUCUUUAACAGCGUAAUAAUGGCCAAGCGACACUACAAAUGGCACAUGGGCCGCGUGUACCAAUGCAAACAAUGUCCGUUCUCGAGUGCGCACGAGUCGGCUCUGAGCUCCCACAUGCGUAAGCGCCACGGCGUCUUUGGCAAACAAAAUACGACGGCUGAUUUAAGGCGUUGUUCUUCCAGCGAAGCAAAACCCGAAGACCCUCUGAGCACCACCUGCAAAACUUGUGGCUUGAAGUGUGAGUCUGUAAGGGAACUGGUGCGGCACAGGCGGGCCGACCACCCGCACCCCAAGACUAUCCACAAGUAUCCUGUGCAAUGUGAAUAUUGUGAGACAAUAGUGAACAACGGAAAUGAGCACUGGAAUCAUGUAAGGAAACAGCAUCCGAAGCAGAAAUCCUCCUAUAAAGCUCUCGUGGGGGCCGUCUGCGACACGUGCGGAAAAGGUUGUCAGACGUCAUCAGCGUUGCAACUGCACUCGCUCCGCCACGCGCCCCCCUCGGUGCCGUGCCCCACGUGCGGGCGCAUGUUCCACGACGAGCACCGCCUGCGGGCGCACGCCCGCACGCACGCAGACGCGCGCCCGCACGCGUGUGACCAGUGCGGGCGCAGCUUUAAGUGGCGUGGCAACCUACUGCGACAUAAACGGGUACACACCGACGUAGCGUCAUACGAAUGUUCCAUCUGCAGCAAGUGGUUCAAAUACUCCACCAGUCUGAAGUUACACGUACGCUCUGUACACUACAAGAUACCGCCUCCACCGCGCAAGAGGAAGUAUAAGAGGAAAGAAAAUACUUAAUAAUUAUAUUAUAGAAAUAUAUUU